This is a messenger RNA of Mytilus trossulus (common blue mussel), 3888 nucleotides long. Its product is annotated as band 3 anion transport protein-like. NCBI's taxonomy places the organism in Eukaryota, Metazoa, Mollusca, Bivalvia, Mytilida, Mytilidae. The record is from RefSeq and is a predicted model, not a curated record. Gene Ontology annotation, biological process: monoatomic anion transport; regulation of intracellular pH; transmembrane transport. Gene Ontology annotation, molecular function: solute:inorganic anion antiporter activity; monoatomic anion transmembrane transporter activity. The transcript has 20 exons. Gene Ontology annotation, cellular component: plasma membrane. The coding region runs from base 37 to 3888 and encodes 1283 amino acids.
UCUAGAUUUCCCCAUCAGCACCACCCACUGAAAGCCAUGAGGAGUAAAUCCUUUAAACACAUCCCUCCAUCUCAGGAAAAAGUGAAGAAAAAGACGAAGAAGAAGAAAAGAAAAAUGAAAACCCCUAAAAGUUUUCCCUAUAAAUUGGCUCUUUUGUCACCUACCAUUCAAGUGGAGAGUGAAGAAGAUCAUAUUGGUCCUGUUUCAUCUGAAGCCUCUUCUGUUGAAGACCUUCAGCAUUUGGGUAAAGUCUGGCCUUCAAACCAGUCCAAGAAGAGUGAAAAGGGGCCAGUAAAUGAUGACAAAGUUGAACCUUUUUUUGGAGAUACUGAAUCGGUCAGUUCUCAAAAAAAUACGCCAAAGAGAACGUUUGACUUAGCCGUUGAGAAUUCUCUGUCUUCACGAAAGGAGGAGUCUGAUGUAGGAUCAUUUAAAUCUGUGACAUCAUCAAUGUCCAAUCAGACAGAUAAUGAAUCAAUAUAUUCUGGAACAUCAGUAUCACAGGAACUUCCAGAGACUAACUGGACCGACGUACUGUCAGAUACAAGUGCAGAGCCUGUACUGUCACAAAGUGCCUCACAGGAGGGAGCUAAAAGUAUAAAAGAAGCUGUAGGGACCAGCAAAGUGAAAUUGCAUAUGGGGGCAGACAGUAACUAUAAUCUAGAGGCUUCGAACAAAGAUAAUGAUCCAUCAGUACAGCCAGUGAUUCACAAUAAGAAUAGGAGAGGAUCAAGAUCAAAAGAUGGGCGGCCACACAAGCACCGUCAUCACCGCCACCACCAUGAACAGUAUAAACAAGAAGAUUUGUUACUUCGGCGACAGAAGGGAAGCGAAGUCCGCCUGGACAAAAGACUUCAGCGUGUUCCAACUGAGGCUGACGAGGCUAAUUUACUCCAUACAGCUGAUUUGGAUGAAAUGGCUAGCCACAGAUUAGAGAACUUACAAGGAAUCCGAAGACAUAAAAUAAACAGGAAGAAACGUAAUGCCAUGGCAUCCAUCGUCUUUAUUGGACAGGCAGACAAAGGGAAGAAAAAGUUUUACAAGGAACCAAGAAAAAAAAUUGAUCACAGUCCUCAUGAGGUGUUUGUAGAACUUUAUGAAUUGUAUGUUGGAGAGUCUGCGGAAUUUGAAUGGAGAGAGAAAGCUCGUUGGAUCAAGUUUGAGGAAGAUGUAGAAGAAGGAGCAGAAAGAUGGGGGAAACCCCAUGUAGCCUCUCUUUCAUUUCAUAGUCUGCUGGAACUAAGAAGGGGAUUGGAGAAUGGUGCAAUGCUGUUAGACAUAGAAGCAACUGAUCUACCAACCAUUGUAAACAACAUUAUCGACAGCAUGAUUAUACAUGAUCAAAUUAAGCCUGAAAACAAAGGCAAUAUACGAAGAACUCUGCUUCUUAAACAUAAACAUGUUGGUCAAAGAGAAAACUUUAUCCAAAGGAAUUGUUCGUAUAUGAAUCUACGUGGAUCAGACAGACACAGACAUCAGAGUACUAAGCAUUCCUUGAGGAAGUCACUGUCGUCUGCUAGCUUCCGUUCAGUAGGAUAUCUAAACAGUCUUGAACACAAUGACAAGAACUUUGGUCGGCAGGAUUCUGUGAGGGAGAAAUUAUUGGAUAAGAACCAUAUGACGAAGGGCAAGCUAGAAUUUGUAAAAGUUUAUGUUGACGACAAUAUGCCAUCAGAUGGUGUACUUAUUGGAAUUGCUCCUCCACAAGACCCUCGUCAAAAGAACAUUCAGGAUAUAAUGAGGAGGAUCCCAAAGGGAGCAGAAGCUACGACAGUACUCGUAGGAUGUGUGGAUUACCUGACUAAACCAGCUGUAGCUUUCGUCCGAUUGGCUGAGGGACAGUACCUCGAUAACUUGACGGAGGUGCCACUUCCUGUUAGGUUUCUUUUUUUGCUGCUUGGACCAGAGAAUAGCGGAAUGGAUUACCAUGAAGUUGGUCGAUGUAUAUCUACACUGAUGUCAAAUCAGCAUUUUCAUGAUGUGGCUUACAAAGCUGAGAGUCGACGUGAAUUGUUGGGUGCCAUUAACGGAUUCCUUGAUGAGUCCAUAGUGCUGCCACCUGGUGACUGGGACCAGAAGACACUCUUGCCUAUCAUGAAUAUGGCAAGGAAGAAGGCAAAACUGAAAAGGAAAAAACAACAAAAAGAAGAAGAAAAACAAGCUCUUCUAGAGAAGGAGAAAAAAGAUAAAAUUCCGUUGGAUCCAUUGAGAAGGACGGGAAAAAUAUUUGGUGGACUUUAUUACGACAUAAAAAGACGUUACCCUCACUAUAUUAGUGAUUUUAAGGACGGAUUAAAUCUGAAAUGCCUGGCAGCCAUUGUUUUUAUAUUUUUCGCCUGUUUCGCUCCUUGCAUUGCAUUUGGUGGUCUUCUCAGUGAGAAGACAUAUGAUUAUCUUGGUGUCGAAGAAACUGUGAUAAGCACCUCAGUUUGUGGGAUUAUAUUUGCUUUAUUAGCAGGGCAACCUUUAAUGCUAAUUGGUGCUACUGGUCCUGUUCUCGUAUUUGAACAGUCCCUUUAUAUGUUUUGUAAGAAUAAUGAUAUAGAGUUUUUGACAAUGCGGGUAUGGAUAGGAUUCUGGGUAAUGUUGAUCUCUAUAGUAGCUGUUGCAGUAGAGAGCAGUUUCCUCGUCCGUCAUAUCUCCAGAUUUACAGAAGAAAUCUUUGCCAUUCUCAUCUCACUCAUUUUCAUUUUUGAGGUCAUAAAGAAAAUUGAUGAGACAUUCAAGGAUCAUCCAUUGUUAUUAGAUUACUGUGCCAAAAACAAUUUGACUUAUAGUAGUCUGUCGUCUAACGGCAGUGUUACUCUGUACCCGGUGUUAAAUGUGACUUCGUCCCCUGGAUACACGUUCGCCAACGAUUCUUUUCAAGAGGAGACUGAGGACGACACUCAUAACAAAUACCUCUAUUACAAGGAGUUUAAAAAUAGACCCAAUACAGCUCUAAUGUCUACAAUUUUAACAUUUGGGACAUUUCUCAUCGCAUAUUUCCUAAGGAUUUUCAGAAACAGUAAAUUUUUAGGAAGAAGGGCAAGAAGAGCUUUGGGAGAUUUUGGGAUUGUUAUUUCUAUUAUUUUAAUGGUGCUGUUAGAUUUGUCAAUAGGAGAAAGUGUAUAUACUGAGAAAUUACAUGUACCGCCCACUUUAGAGCCUACACUUAGACGUGGAUGGUUCGUGAACCCUGUAGGUACGAAGAAGAGAAUUGAAGUGUAUAUUAUUUUCGCCUCGUUUAUUCCGGCUGCUCUCAUCUUCAUGCUGCUCUAUCUUGAAACUCAAAUCACAGAGAUGAUAUUAAACAAGAAAGAGUUUAAGAUGAAGAAAGGCUCAGGAUUUCAUUUAGACAUGGUUUUAGUCGGGGUUAUGACCUUGAUGUGUUCAUUGUUCGGCUUGCCAUGGAUGUGUCCAGCUACAGUCAGGACUAUUGCUCAUGUGUCGGCACUCAGCGUCAUGAGCAAACACCAUGCUCCAGGAGAAAAACCAAAGUUGAUGGAAGUUAAGGAGCAGAGAGUGACUGCACUUGUUAUGAAUAUUAUCAUAGGUAUAUCCCUAUUCUGGGAGCCUGUUUUAAAGGCUGUGCCUAUGGCUGUGCUGUUUGGUGUAUUUCUGUACCUUGGUAUAUCCUCGUUGAGUGGGGUACAGAUGUUUAAAAGACUCAAACUUUUACUCAUUCCAGUCAAAUAUCAUCCCUCAAGAGGAUUUGUUCGUAGGGUGAGGACUACGAAGAUGCAUCUUUUCACCAUCAUACAACUAGUACUUCUUGUUGUGCUGCUGAUCAUUAAAUCGUCUGCUGCAGCUCUAGUAUUCCCACUGUUUGUUAUACUCCUGGUGCCCCUCAGAAACAGUGGAUUACCGAAGAUUUUUACUGGUCAAGAGUUGCAUGAGGUAAGUUAG